ACGAAACUGAAAGCGGGAAAGAAGGACCGCGGCUACUCCGGCAAGGAAACGAAACUGGACACGCCUGAGCCUACGGAAGCCCUGCGCUGCUGAGCCGGCAGUGCGGGGCCGCCUCUGCUCAUACUGCGGGCGACCAUGGACGUGUACAGCACCCCGGCCGCCGCGCUGGACAGGUUGGUGGCUCGCAGCCUACAGCCACCAGCGGAGUUCGUGGGGGCGGCGCGGCGCGCCCUGGGCGCCCUGGGCGCCACCCUACGAGAGCGCGGGGGGCGCCCCGGAGCCACCGGCCUGGAGCCGCGGGUGCUGAAAAUUAUCAAGGGAGGCUCCUCUGGCCGGGGCACGGCUCUGAGGGGCGGCUGUGAUUCUGAACUUGUCGUCUUCCUGAACUGCUUCAAGACUUAUGAGGACCAGGCCCCCCGCCGUGCAGAAAUCCUCAGUGAGAUGAGGGCACAGCUGGAAUCCUGGCGGAUGGACCCUAUCCCUGGCCUGAGCCUGGAGUUUCCUGAGCAGGACACGUCUGGGUUGCUGCAGUUCCGACUGGUGUUUGAGGACCUUGAAAACUGGAUGGACGUCCGCCUGGUGCCCGCUUUUGAUGCCCUGGGUCAGCUGAGCCCUGGUAUGAAACCCAAGCCCCAGGUCUAUUCUGCCCUCCUCAACAGUGGCUGCCGGGGGGGCGAGCAUGCCGCCUGCUUUGCAGAGCUGCAGAGGGACUUCGUGAACAUUCGCCCAGCCAAACUGAAGAACCUGAUCCUGCUGGUGAAGCACUGGUACCGCCAGGUGUGCCCACAAGAGGCGGGGAGGGGGAUGCUGCCCCCAGUUUACGCCCUGGAGCUGCUGACCAUCUUCGCCUGGGAGCAGGGCUGCCAGAAGGACGCCUUCAGCCUGUCCCAAGGCCUCCGAACCGUCCUGGGCCUGAUCCACCAGUACCAGCACCUGUGUAUUUUCUGGACCGUCAACUAUGGCUUUGAGGACCCUGCAGUUGGGCAGUUCUUACGGGGCCAGCUGAAAAGACCCAGACCCGUGAUCCUUGACCCGGCAGACCCAACGUGGGACGUAGGGAAUGGGGCAGCCUGGCGCUGGGACGUGCUGGCCCAAAAGGCAGGGUCCUGCUAUGACCACCCGUGCUUUCUUCAGGCACCUGGGAGGCCUGUGCAGCCCUGGGAAGGGCUGGGCCUUCCACGUGCUGGGUGCUCAGAUUUGGGCCACCCCAUCCAGAGAGACCCUGACCAGAGCAUCCCUGAGGACAGCAGGAGCAACAGUGCCGUGUGCCCCAGAGCAGGAAGCAAGAAACACUCGUACCCAGCUCCCAGCCCCUUGGGGACGAGCAGCAGCACCCCCUCUAUACCAGGGACAGUCUUGGAUCUGUCUCAGAUCCCCACCAAGGAGCUGGACCGCUUCAUCCAGGACCACCUGAAGCCGAGCCCUCAAUUCCAGGAGCAGGUGAACAGGGCCAUCGACAGCAUCUUGCGCUGCCUCCGUGAGAACUGUGUCCACAAGGCCUCGAGAGUCAGCAAGGGGGGCUCUUUUGGCCGGGGUACAGCCCUAAGGGGUGGCUGUGAUGUACAACUUGUCAUCUUCCUCAACUGCUUCAAGAACUACCAGGACCAGAGGGCCUACCAGGCAGAAAUCCUUGAUGACAUGUGGGCGCUGCUGGAAUCCUGGUCCCAGGACCCAGUCCCCAACUUGAGCCUCAAGUUUCCUGAACAGAAGGCGCGUGGGACUCUACAGUUCAGACUGAUUUCCACGGCCUUGGAAAGCUGGAUAGACGUUAGCCUGCUACCUGCCUUCGAUGCCGUAGGGCAGCACAGCUCUGGCACCAAACCCAAGCCCCAGGUCUACUCCACCCUCCUCAACAGCAGCUGCCAGGAGGGCGAGCACGCACCCUGCUUUACAGAGCUACGCAGGAACUUUGUGAACACUCGCCCAGCCAAGCUGAAGAACUUGAUCCUACUGGUGAAGCACUGGUACCACCAGGUUGCAGCCCAGGACAGAGGUGGACGGCCAGCCUGUGCUUCUCUGCCUUCAGCCUAUGCAAUGGAGCUCCUGACCAUCUUUGCCUGGGAGCAGGGCUGCAGGAAGGACAGUUUCAGCAUGGCCCAAGGCCUCCGAACUGUCCUGGGGCUCGUCCAGCAGCAUCAGCACCUCUGUGUCUACUGGACUGUCAACUACGACCUUGAAGACCCAGCUCUCAGAACGCACCUGCUUGGCCAGCUCCAGAAACCCAGACCCCUGGUGCUAGACCCCGCUGACCCCACCUGGAAUGUGGGCCAGGGCAGCUGGGAGCUGUUGGCCCAGGAAGCGGCAGCCCUGGAGAAACAAGCCGGUUUUGUGAAUGGAGACGGGACGUCUGUGCUGCCCUGGGACGUGAUGCCUGCCCUCCUUGACCAGACCCCAGCCAGGGACCUAGACAAGUUCAUCAGUGAGUUCCUCCAGCCCACCCGGCAGUUCCUGGAGCAGGUGAACAAGGCGGUCGAUACCAUCUGCUCCUUCCUGAGGGAGAACUGUUUCCGGAAUUCUCCCAUCAAAGUGCUCAAGGUGGUCAAGGGUGGCUCUUCAGCCAAAGGCACAGGUCUGCGAGGCCGCUCGGACGCCGACCUGGUGGUCUUUCUCAGCUGCUUCACACAGUUCACUGACCAGGGGAACAACCGGGCCGAGAUCAUCUCAGAGAUCCGAGCCCAGCUGGAGGCGUGCCAGCGGGAACAGCAGUUUAAGGUGAAGUUCGAAAUAUCCAAAUGGGAGAACCCCCGUGUGCUGAGCUUCUCCCUGACGUCCCUCACGACACUGGACCAGAGCGUGGACUUUGACGUGCUGCCAGCCUUUGAUGCCCUAGGCCAGCUGGGCUCUGGCGGCCGGCCCAGCCCUCAAGUCUACGUGGACCUCAUCCACAGCUACAACAAUGCAGGCGAGUACUCCACCUGCUUCACAGAGCUGCAGCGGGACUUCAUCAUCUCCCGCCCCACCAAGCUGAAGAGUCUAAUCCGACUGGUGAAGCACUGGUACCGGCAGUGUAACAAGAUGCCUAAGGGCAGAGGCUCCCUGCCCCCCCAGCACGGGCUGGAACUCCUGACAGUGUACGCCUGGGAGCAGGGCAGUCAGGAGCCUCAGUUCAACAUGGCUGAGGGCUUCCGCACCGUCCUGGAGCUGGUCAGCCAGUACCGCCAGCUCUGCAUCUACUGGACUGUCAACUACGAUGCUGAGGACAAGACCAUUGGAGACUUCCUGAAACGGCAGCUGCAGAAGCCCAGGCCCAUCAUCCUGGAUCCAGCUGACCCAACGGGCAACCUGGGCCACAAUGCCCGCUGGGACCUGUUGGCCAGUGAAGCUGCAACUUGUGUGUCUGCCCUGUGCUGCAUGGGCAAGGACGGCACCCCCGUCCAGCCCUGGCCAGUGAAGGCUGCUGUGUGAAGCCCAGGAAACCAGUGGUCAUACUGGAUGGACGGAUGGACACCAGCCCUCCAUGUGGGGAGACUGAGGAUUGCCUGCCAGAUGAGCCUCUGUGUGUGUGUGUGUGCGCGCGCAUACGCGUGCAUGCGUGUGGAGGUAUAUGUGCAUAUGUGUAUGUGUGUGCAUGCAUAAGUGUGCAUGGGUGGGUGUAGGCAUGGGUGUGCAUGUGGGUGUGUGUGGGCACAUGCGUGUGCAUAAGUGGGGUUGUGCAUGUGUGGGUGGGUGUGUGUUUCAGCAAAUCCUCUCUCCUCCCCAGUCCAGCCCUCCAGCUGACCUCCCUGCCUUCCAGCUCUCCCCUUUCAUGUAGCUGGAUUGACCUUCAUUAAAUACCACCAAGUAGCCAAUGGGCAGUCCCCAGCUUACACACACCCUUGCCUCCCACGGCCUGAACACUGGAGUCCAGACUACAUGGUUGAGUACCAGCCUGAGUUUUCAGCUUCUCCACCGCCCCCAUGACCCAACACCAUGUAUCCUCAGGCCAACCUCCACGCCCGCUAGGGAUGCAGGAGGGUGGGAAGAGCCUUCCCCUCACAACCAGCACUCUUGGAGGGAGAAGAGCAACAAAGAGCCGUUCUUCUGCCUACACCUGGAGCCUGUUCUCACCCCUCUUUGGCUCUAGCCUAUGAGACUGGGCUGAGGGGUCGGCAUGCAGGACCCUCUUAGAACCGGGGCUGUGUUUACAGCUCCCAUGCCUGUGCCCUCUGCUCUUGGUGCUGAACCAAUGCUGAGGGCACUGUGGGUGUGAUGAAGUCUUCUUAAACUCAUUUUGCUAACUGUUUGGCCAGAAGCUCUCAGGACACCCAAAUUACACCUCUAAGGUUGGUGCUGGCUGUUGACACACACGUUUCCAAGAACUUGGGACAGCAGAGACCUGACCUGCCAAGUCACCCAGCAGAGAGGGGCCUGGCUUGUGCAUCAUGAGCCUUGGUUCUCCUCCUGGGUGGACAAGGUGUCUGGUUCCAGCUCUCUGCCUUCCAACUCCAUUACGUGGACUCUGUUAUGGAUUGAAUUGUGUCUCCAGAAAAUGUGUGUCAACUUGACUAGGCCAUGAUUCCCAGUAUUGUGUGAUUGUCUGCCAUUUUGUCAUCUGACGUGAUUUUCCUAUGUGUUGUAAAUUCUACCUCUAUGAUGUUAAUGAGACAGGACUCAGUCUACAAGAUGAGGUUGUAUUUUGAGUCAAUCUCUUUGAGAUAUGAAAGAGAGAAGCAAGCAGAGAGACAGGGGACCUCAUUACUACCAAGCAAGAAGAGCCAGGAACACUGACCUGGGGUCCUGAGCUGAGAAGCUCUUAGACCAAGGAAAGAUUGAUGACAAGAACCUUCUGCCGGAACCAACAGAGAAAGCCUUCCCCUAGAGCUGGUGCCCUGAAUCUGGACUUCUAGCCUCCUAAAUUGUGAGAUAAUAAACUUCUGUUUGUUAAAGCGA
Messenger RNA from Loxodonta africana (African savanna elephant), 4869 nucleotides. It is a transcript of the gene OAS3, whose product is annotated as 2'-5'-oligoadenylate synthetase 3. Gene Ontology annotation, biological process: negative regulation of viral genome replication; regulation of ribonuclease activity; defense response to virus. The transcript is spliced from 16 exons. Gene Ontology annotation, cellular component: membrane; nucleoplasm; cytosol. The coding region runs from base 136 to 3405 and encodes 1089 amino acids. Gene Ontology annotation, molecular function: double-stranded RNA binding; 2'-5'-oligoadenylate synthetase activity. The record is from RefSeq and is a predicted model, not a curated record. Lineage: Eukaryota; Metazoa; Chordata; Mammalia; Proboscidea; Elephantidae.